Molecule: messenger RNA, 1249 nt
Organism: Vanrija pseudolonga
Lineage: Eukaryota; Fungi; Basidiomycota; Tremellomycetes; Trichosporonales; Trichosporonaceae
Gene: UPF3
Product: Regulator of nonsense transcripts UPF3
Exons: 5
Coding region: 14-1249 (411 amino acids)
Biological process (GO): positive regulation of translation; nuclear-transcribed mRNA catabolic process, nonsense-mediated decay
Cellular component (GO): cytoplasm; nucleolus
Molecular function (GO): mRNA binding
Source: RefSeq, a predicted model, not a curated record
CACCCACACCCCGAUGCCCCGCAACCGCGGCGACAAGGCGCCGCCCGCGCGCCUCAAGCUCGUGGUGCGCCGCCUGCCGCCCACGCUCCCGCCCGACGUGUUCUGGAAGGCGGUCGCGCCGUACGUCGACGGCAAGAGCCAGUGGAGGCGAUAUGUGCAGGGCCGGCCAGGCGAUGCCUACGGCCAGCACCCAGUCCACUCGCGCGCGUACGCGCUCAUGAGCGACAUUGACUCGCUCGUCGCCUUUCAUACCGGGUUCGACGGGCACCUCUUCCGCUCCAAGGCUGGGGACGAGUACCAGGCCGUCGUCGAGUUCGCGCCCGUCGAGAAGACGCCGUUCAAGACCAAGCCCAAGAAGGACGAGCGGCAGGGGACGAUUGAGAAGGAUGCCGACUACAUUUCCUUCCUUGAAAGCUUAGAUGCCAAGGCGAACGAGCCUGCGCCGGUGGUUGAGACAACAGCGCCGCCAGCCCAGCCGACGACGACGCCGUUAUUAGACGCGUUACGCGCCGCCGCGUCCAAAUCCAAGUCCAAGUCGAAGAAGAAGGGCAAGGACAAGGACAAGGCCGAGAAGGGCGUGAAGGGCGAAGGCGCCAAGGCCGCCGCCCUGGCCGCCAUCUCCGAGGCAGCGUCCAAGCGCGCGCCGCGCGACAAGACGGGCGGCGUCAUCAUGGUCGCCGGCAAGGGACGCGAGGUGUUCGUCGCACCGGCGGACGACACGAGCGCAGACAGCAAGCGCAGCGGGGCGGGCGGUCAAGCCAGCGCCAGCGCCAACGGCGGAGCGGGCAGCAAGGAGCCCAAGGACAAGAAGAAGAAGCCCAAGCCCAAGAAGAAGGACGAGAAGGAGGGCGGCGGCGGAGGCGGCGAGGGUGAGGCUGGGGAGGGAGAUAAGAAGGACGGGGAGAAGAAGGGCCGACAGCGUGGCAACCGUGGACGGAAUCGCAAGGACGGAGAAGGGGAGGCUGGGGCGGGUGCCGGGGCGGGUGCAGGUGCUGGGGCAGGUGCCGGGGCCGGAGCUGGGGCUGGAGCUGGAGCAGGUGCUGGUGCCGGCGCCGCCGAGGGCAGCACUCCCAAGCCGCGCAAGGAGCGUCCACCGCGCGAGGAGAAGAGCGGCGGCGGCGGCGGCGGCGGCGGCGGUGGAGGCGGGAGGAAUCGCGGGCGCGGACGCGGAGGAGGUGGUGGUGGUGGCGGCGGCGGCGGUGGUGACAGCGGCGGCAUUGCAGCCAGCGAGGCGCGUAUCGACAUGUAG